This is a messenger RNA of Scatophagus argus, 2023 nucleotides long. RefSeq names its product activating transcription factor 7 interacting protein 2 (gene atf7ip2). The coding region runs from base 282 to 1601 and encodes 439 amino acids. Lineage: Eukaryota; Metazoa; Chordata; Actinopteri; Scatophagidae. Gene Ontology annotation, cellular component: nucleus; transcription regulator complex. Gene Ontology annotation, molecular function: transcription coregulator activity; DNA binding; protein binding. Gene Ontology annotation, biological process: regulation of DNA-templated transcription. The transcript is spliced from 13 exons. The record is from RefSeq and is a predicted model, not a curated record.
UAAAUUAAAAAGAAGGAGAAGAAGAAGAAGACAGGAAGACGAAGACGACAACGAACGAGUAUGGAACAAUAGCUCGAAUUUAACAAGGCAACAGAAAGAGCGUUGUAUGAGGGUCUGCAGCCCAAAAUAUUACCAAAAUUGCAAUUUAAGUUUCAGUCUUUGAUGGAUUGGUGACAGUAUCAGGCCUCCCUCAUCAUUCACACUCUCUGAUGAUCCCACACUCUACAAAACUGUAUGCAAGCACCUUCUGUCUAGACAGCACACCACAGCUUUAGUAAAAUAUGGCAGAUGCUCAAGAUCAAAUUCCUGGUUGCACAGGCUUCCAAAAACCAGCUCAAAAGACAGUAAAGCCUUCCACCACAGUCAAGAAACACAAACACUUGUCUCAGAAGCUCUCACACAGAUCAACGCAGAGAGCUCGAGUGAACAUUGGAUUGGCACUGAAAAGGUGGCGUGCACUGAAAGCAGAAUAUGGAAUGAGGUCUGAUGCAGAAGUUGCCCUGCGUCUUCUGGAUUUAAGAAGAAGCAUGAAGAGUUUGUCUCCUGGGUCACCUCCCUCUGGAUCCAGUGAUAAAAAGAUUAAAUUCUCCCAAUCUGAAGUGCAGACUCUGAUUGAGGAGGAGGUGUGCAGAACACUGCAUAGGAAUGAAACCAAGCUGCGGCAUUUAGUAGAAACCGUUGAACAGCUGGAUCAUGAAGUCAACUAUAAAGACUCCAUUCAGAAACUGGAGACUCGAGUGAACAUCAUAACCCAGAGGGCAGAAGCAGCUCUUGUCUACAUGGCAAAGAAAAAGAAAAAGAGCCCCCUGCCAUCUGUUAUUAAUGUGGACAUCAUCAGGUCGGACUCUGAGGAUGAAACCAUGGAAACCGAGUCUCAGAAUAACAAAAGAAUGGAGUGCAAGAGUGGGGAGAUCUUUCAAACAAUGGAAACCACAAAAAAGGCUCUGAAGAAAAUGCAGGCCGACAAUAAAGCGAUGACGGCUGCCAUAGAAGAUGUAAGUGAGGAGUUGAUUCCUCGAGUUCCUGCUUCUGAUGGCUCUCCUGAGAGUAAGGGACUCGUAAAGAAAGAGCCAGAAAGUUUGGAGGAAAAAGAAGAGAAUUUUGAGGUGGCUGGGCAGUCGCAAGCUGAGAUGGUGAAGAAGGAAAGUCUCUCUCCUAGAGAUAAUAAGGGUCCAAUGCCCACAUACUUAAAGCAGCCAAAGAGCAAGCUGUUGCAUCCUCCUCUUCCAUCCACCGCCUUCCCCUCCAUCCUCAACAUAGAAGCAGCCUUAUAUAACAUCCCCCAGAGACCAGAGGUGCGCCUGGCUCUCAUCAGGAAGCCCGCUGGCCUGUCUGUGCUGUGGAACAUGCCAGUGAAAGACCCUUUCGCGCCUCCUAUGGAGAGUUAUGGCAUCUUCAUGACCACAGAAAACGCCAAGGGUAGCGGCGUCUUCUCGAAAUGGACUAUGCUUGGCGAGGUGGCUGCCAUUCCUCUGCCAAUAUGUGUGAUGGUCAGCAAGUACAAGCCUGGGCGCAAGGUGUGUGUCGCUGUGGUGGGCAAAGACAAGUUUGGCCGGUACGGACCGUACAGCGAGGUUGUGACUGCAGCCAUACCUGAGUAGAUGGGCUCAAGGGAGAGUCCUUUUUGUUGUUGUUGUUGUUUCUGGAGGCACUGUUAUAGAUUUUUUUUUUUUGCAUUUUUCAUUUUGAAACAAAACAGUGAAAAAGCACAUAAAUGUAAAUAAAAACUGAACACAUACUGCAGUGCCUUCCAGCAUUGAUUAUAGCUCCAAUGGAAGCAGUAUCUUUCUCUGAGUAUUUAUCUCAUGUGUGUGCUCUGCCUCUAUAGAACCCACACACAGUGAAGUGCUAAUAAAACAGUUUCAUAAGUUUUAAUGUCACUUUUUUAUAGUUGGUGUGAAAGUCAGUAUGGUUUAACCAUUAACUUGUUAUUCAUUCCACACAAAAAAGUGAUUCCACAAAAUUUUAUCAUUCUGUGUGCAUUUUUUUUAUGAGACAAUAAAAUUGACUGUGUUUAACUGUA